CAAACAAAAUAAAAGCACCCUAAGUGUCACCAGUCGGUAUCAGUCAUGAUGGCUUUCUCUUGGCAAAUUGCCCUGCUUUUGAGCUUGUCAGCAGCCGUGUCUGUCUAUGCAGACAUGAAACUGGACUGUAUGCCAGAUUUUGUGAGGCUGGUGUGGACGGAGAGCAAAUCCCAGGCUGAUCUAUCGCUCUUUCGUCUGGGUAGUUGUUUUCCUACCAGCUUUUCAGCCAGGGAUGUGGUUUUCAAUGUGGCUUUCAAUGAAUGUAACUUCAGGAGAAUGGUUACUGGGGAUCAGCUGAUGUACACCAAUGACCUGACAUACGUUUCUUCUGAUUCUCGCUUUGUGGCCUACAGUCACCCAGUUGUCUGUACUUUUCAGAGGCCUGACAACUGGUAUCCUCUGCUUUAUGAACCAGUGUUUACUACCUACGGGUUUGGAGAUCUUGUGUUCCACAUUGGCCUCAUGAAUGAUGACUUCUCAGGCCCUGCUACAUCUACUGUCUUUCCUCUGGGCUCCAUGAUCCCCAUCAUGGCAAGUGUAGCACAGAGGAACCAUCAGCCCAUGCUGCUGUUUCUUGAGGAAUGCGUAGCAGCUAACACACUGGAGCUGCAGCCUGAAAGCAGUAUAUAUCCAAUAAUCACCAACAAGGGGUGUCUCAUGGACAGCACAACAUCGCGGUCCAGGUUUGAGCCGAGGCAAAAAACCUCAGAGAUCCGCCUUUCUCUUCAAGCCUUUAGGUUUGCUCUCGGCGAAGAGGUGUUUAUACACUGCAAUCUUGUAGCUUGGGAGCCCAAUGGUCUUGAUGACACCAAAAAGGCCUGCCACUACGUCAAAAAGCAUGGUUGGCAGCUGCUGGACAACUCGGCGUUAAGCUACAUGUGUGACUGCUGUGACUCUAGCUGCAAGUCCAGGAGGACAAGGAGUAUAGCAACAGGGAAGCAUGAAAUAUUGGAAAAAGCAGUCCUUGGGCCGCUUAUCAUUACUGAUCAGAAUUCCUGAAGUAUCUAAGGCUUGGCUCCAGGAUGGGUCCUACAAUCUUGCUUGGAUUUUUAUUUCAGUGUGACAUUCAGAUUGUAAUGUGGCCAUUAAAGAGAACUGCAUUUUACUUGACAGCUCAAAUGA
Etheostoma cragini (Arkansas darter) is the source of this 1122-nucleotide messenger RNA. Its product is annotated as zona pellucida sperm-binding protein 3-like. The coding region runs from base 46 to 999 and encodes 317 amino acids. Gene Ontology annotation, cellular component: extracellular matrix. The record is from RefSeq and is a predicted model, not a curated record. Lineage: Eukaryota; Metazoa; Chordata; Actinopteri; Perciformes; Percidae. The transcript has 10 exons. Gene Ontology annotation, biological process: binding of sperm to zona pellucida; positive regulation of acrosome reaction; egg coat formation. Gene Ontology annotation, molecular function: acrosin binding.